Closterium sp. NIES-65 is the source of this 1320-nucleotide messenger RNA. NCBI's taxonomy places the organism in Eukaryota, Viridiplantae, Streptophyta, Zygnematophyceae, Desmidiales, Closteriaceae. The record is from the annotation of a GenBank genome assembly.
AUGGAGGGUUCGGCGACAGGGGGAAAUCACGGAGGCGAUCCUCGCGCCGAGCAUGCCGCAACCAAGGAGUCCGAGGAGGCGGCAACGCAACACCAUCUGACGCUGCUCCAGCCGAGCGUGGUCGAAGUUUCUGCAGCCGUGCUGGAUAAGGACAAGGUGGCACAGCACGAGUCGGUGGGGCUGGUCGGUGGCUCUCCUCCUUCUGGUGGACGGGGAAGGCGUAGGCAAAGGAAGAGCGAUGGGGAGGAGGAUGAUGACACCGCCGUGCCCGGGGACCUCACCACACGGGCGAAGAGGCGCCAGACGACAGGUAGUGCUGACAACGCCGGAGGCGCGGAAGUUGACACACCGCGAGGCGCCAAGGAAGCUAGUGGCAAGGCGGGCGGUCAAGCAUUGCGCCAGAAGGGCCGCCCCGCAGCAAGAAAAGCAUCUGGCGGAAGGAGAGGCAAGAAAGCAGCGACAGGAACGAGGCCGAAACGGGGCGAUGAAGACCCCGGUGAUACGGAGGAGGAGGAGGAUGAGGAGGAGGAUGCGGAGGGAGAGGAGGAUGAAGAGGAAGCGGAGGAGCAAGACGCGGAUGUUGGGGAGGAUGCUAAAGAUGAGAAUGAUGGCGGGGAGGACGAAGAGGAGGAGGAGGAGGAGGAGGAGGAGGAGGAGGAGGAGGAGGAGGAGGAGGAGGAGGAGGAGGAGGGGGAUGAGGAGGAGGAGCAGGGUGACGAGGAGGAGGAGGAGGAGGAGGAGGAGGAGGAGGAGGAGGAGGAGGAGGAGGAGGAGGCAUCAGAGAAGGAGGAGGAGGAGGAGGAGGAGGAGGAGGAGGAGGAGGAGGAGGAGGAGGAGGAGGAUGUGGCGCCAGGGAAGAGACGGGGCGGGCGUGGCGGUCGGCGUGAUAGUGUGAGGGCACACGGGACUGCUGCAGAAGACGUUGAUACCCUUGGCCAGAGGGGGGAUUCUUCACACCCUUUUCCUCCGCUCAUGGGUGCCCUAGGUGAAAGUGAGGAGCACGAGCAGUUUGUUACACGGGAGGAGUUCCAGGCGCUGCGGUCUGAGAUGUACGCCAUGUUUGCACAGCUCGGCCUGCGUCGUGGAGUACCUGCCAGCUAUGCCGGCGGGUCGGCAGCCCUGCCUAUGGCUGGUACCCCGCCGCCGAUGAGCGCCGUGGACAAGGCACGAGUGCUAGUGUUGCAGGAGACAAACCCAUUCCCGGUAUGUGGCGGGCCAAAUGGGGCGGGCCAAAUGGGGCGGGUUGGGGUUGACGUGGCAACAAGGUCGGGGUUGGGGCUGACGUGGCGGGUUCGAAGGGAACACGGGAGCGGCGCGUGA